AUGCCAGUCGAUUUAAAACCACGUUUUGGAGGAGGAGGAGGCCAUUCAAGCGGUGGACGCUCUAGUGGGGAACGUUCUAGUGGGGGACGUUCAAGCGGGGGACAUUCAGGCUCUGGGUCAAAGCCAAAAAAACCAAAAAAACCCAAGGGAGGUCGUCCAAUAGUUGGAGGUGGUCACCGUGGUCAUCAUAAUACCAGCAGCAGUAGCAGUACAACUGAGGAAAAAAAGCAUAAAAAAACAUCAACCAAAAAAUCACACAAGAAGACCAAGACCAAAGAUGAUAAAGAAAAGACUGAAGAACACAAGAAGUCAAAAACCCAUUCAUCAAGCACUACAACUACAACUAACAACAAGCAUCAUAAGGAUCAGAUUACUAGCAUUCAUUCAUUCCCUACUACUUUGACAUUGAAAACUCUUGAGCAGAGAGAUUUAUCAAUGAUCAUUCCAACAAUGACAUCUACUUCUGAGCAUUACCAAACAACCGGGGCAAGCUCAGGAUCAACCAUUUAUUGUGCAAAUGAUUUUACUGAGGUAUCUUCUAAUAUGUCGCUCUAUGUCGCUGGUGGUAUUUUGGGCUUAUUUGUUGUGUUCUUGGCUGUUUGCCGUGCUUUCAAAACAAAUAAGUCUCAGGAGGACUAUUUGGAAAAAAAAGUAUAUUAUACACAUUUACCUACAACAGAUGACUCAAGAGAAGAAAUGGAUGAAAAGAAAAGAAGAACAUCGUGA
Messenger RNA from Lodderomyces orthopsilosis Co 90-125, 726 nucleotides. RefSeq lists its product as uncharacterized. The transcript has a single exon. The record is from RefSeq and is a predicted model, not a curated record. NCBI's taxonomy places the organism in Eukaryota, Fungi, Ascomycota, Pichiomycetes, Serinales, Debaryomycetaceae. The coding region runs from base 1 to 726 and encodes 241 amino acids.